UCACUCCACGCGCAGUGUUGGUCGGUAAAGAUGGCGGGUGACUCCGAAAAUUUUAAAGAACUUGCUUAUGUUUUGAGCGGUGAGGAGCUGAAUUCGCUUCCAGAAGAGGUUAAGCUGAAACUAGAAAAACUGCUAUCUUCGAAUACAACGUCAUUAAAUACAUUGAAAACAAGUAAUGAACGACUGAAGAUCAAUUCAGAGCAACGCUAUGAACAACUGGAAAAACAGCUGAUUGCAGCCCACAAGAAGCUGGAAACAGAGUCGACCCAUUUCAAGGAUGCACAGAAAAAGGCAGAAGAACUUGAGAGCCAGCUCCAAUCGGCCAAGCUGGAGCUGGUCGAGUUCAAAGGUCAAAGUGAGGGCACGGCCAGCUCAUACCAGGAACUUGCGAGGGUCAGUCAGCAGUUGGAGGCCGAGAAGCAGGACCUUGUCGGGGUGGUCGAGAGGAAAUCUAAACAGCUUGAACAGCUUCAGGAUGAAUGGAACAGUAUGUCUGAGAAGCUUUCAUCAGCUAAUGCCGCGAGGACACAACUCCAGAUGAGGUUGGAUGAGCUUGAGAAUGAGGAUGUCUCAUGGAAGUAUCGAGAGAAGCGACUGCAGCAAGAGAUACAAGGAUUGAGUUCACAAACUGGAUUCCUUCAGGCGGAGCUAGAGAAGAAGACCAAUGAGGUUCUUACUCUGAGAAAAGAGAAGUCCAACCAGAUUUUACAGCUACAGAGUCAGUUAAACGACAAGUCUGAUGAGUGUAAACAUGCUUUAGAUUCAUCAGAAAACCUUAGGAAAGUAACUCAGGACCAAGCCAAAAGGAUUGAAGAACUCGGUGCACAGGUCAAGGAGGGCCUCAACGUGAUCUCUCAAAAUGAAGAACAAUUCCAAGCCGAGAUCCAAGCCCAGAACAAGCUUUCUAAUCUCUACAAGCGUGCCGGUGAUGAGGCAGAGUCUCGCGUCAAGGAGCUGAUCACAGCAGUGGAGGAGUUGAGAGGCCUCUUGAAGCAAGCAACGGAAGCCACGUCUGAGAUGGAGACGAGCAUGAAGGAUCAGGAGAGCAGCCAUGCAGUAAAAGCAAAAGAAAUGAGUGAGAAGAUCAGUAAACUUGAACGAGAGCUUGAAGAUGCGAAUGAUCUCUUGGCUGCAGCUCGCAAGAGAGGUGUAGCACCUAUGUCUGAUGAGGAGUUGAGUAACCUGUGCCCCACCGCCGCUGCAGCAAGUUCCUUCAUCAAGUCGGGCAUGACACUCACAGAGAUCUACAGCCAGUAUGUGAAGACAUCAGAUGAACUUAUGAUGGAGAAGCAGGAGAAUCAACGACUCAAUAUGUACAUGGAUCAGAUUCUAGCGGAGAUUGAGGAGAAAGCACCAGUUCUACAGAAGCAGAGAGAAGACUAUGAACAAGCCUUAGAAACAGUCACUCAGCUAUCAUCCAAGCUAGAGGCAGCCAUGUUGGAGGGUGAGCAGCUUAGAAUCAACGUGGACGACUCGGAGCGUAGAGUGAGCCAUCUUGGACGAGAAAAUGCCAGGCUGAAGCAGAAAAACACUGACCUAAGCCAACAGGUUCGUGUGUUGGUGCGUGAGGUGUCGGAAGCCAGGGGAGGUCCCAUCCAAGCCCCAGAUCAGAUGGAUGUGUCUUCAAGCGAUAUCUCCAGCUCAUCCCAAGUCAUCUCAGAUACGCUCGUCUCUUUCAGAUCUGUUGAAGAGCUACAGCAGCAGAAUGAACGUUUGCUUGGUGUUGUAAGAGACCUCAGUGAGAAACAGGAGAAGGAAGAAUCGGAGACGCUGCAAUCAAAGACCGCCGAUUUGAAGAAGCAACUUGACGAGGCCAUAGAGGAGCUUGACGACAUGAGGUCAGCAAGGUCACGGCAGACAGAAAUGGUGGAAUCCAUUGUCAGACAGAGGGACAUGUAUAGAGUGUUAUUAGCACAGACUGGAGCUUCACCCCCACCACUGCCCACAUCACCCUUCACCACACCCAACCAGAAGAGUCCACACAAGAAGAGCCCUCUUGUGACGACGGCCAGCCAGAAGAGUCCGGGGCUUCUGUUGCCUAGCGACCAAGAAACAAAGAAGGCUUUCGAUACCCUACAGACUGAGUUCGAUACGUAUAGGCGAGAGAAGGGAGAGAACGAGAGGAUGCUGAAUGAUCAGUUGGAGACAUUGAGAAAAGAGCUAUCAGAAUUCCGAGUGCAGAACACCAAACUCUCAUCACAGCUGGACUUUUCAAGUGAGCGUUACAACGUCUUACAGUCCAACGUGGAGGGAUACAAGAAAGAGAUAGCGGCACUUGCAGAUAAGAAUCAGAAGUUCUCCAGCCAAGUUGUAACGCUUCAGCAAUCGGCUAGUUCAAUUACACAGGACAUGUUGGCUGCCCAGGAGAAGCUGAAUAAGGCCGAGGUAGAGGCAAGAAACUUGAAAGAUGAAAAUAAACUUCUGAAGGAGAUGGAGAUCCGUCUUACUCAAGAGAAAGAAUCCAUGCUGAGAGAGCAUAAGAACCAAGGACUAUUUCUUACUAAUCUGCAACAGAUCCAGAAUAAUCUUGAAAGAUCCGAGUUCGAGUCGAAGACUAGAAUGACCAAUCAGCUUGAGGCAAUGGAGAGAGAGCUUUCUUUGGUCAGGAGAAAACUGGACGGCGAGACUGACCAACAUCAGACCGUUCUCAAAUCAUGGAUGGGGAAAGUACAAGACCUUCAGAGGCAGCUGAACUCGGAGCUCAAUUCCCAUCAGAGAACCCGUAAUGACCUUGCCAAGAUGAGGAAUGACCUCCAGAAUGUUCGCCAACAGGCUGCCUCCACCGACGGUCAGCUCGUAGCCCUUCAGGUCAAGCUGGAAUCUGCAAUCAAGGAGAAAAAUGAUGCUGUCACAGCCUUGGAGCAGACCGAUGGCGGGGUCACUUCAGUGAGUGAAACCGAGCUGAAGGAAGUCAACAACAAACUAAGAAUGGCUGAAAAUCAAAUCAAGAUCCUACGGGAGCAAAUGAAGAAGCUGCAGGAGCAGAGGGCCCACUACCAGUCUAUCAGCAAGUCGGUGGAGCAGAACAUGAAGGAGCAGAAUGAAGCGAGCGAGACGUUCAAGACCACGAUGGAAAAGAGGUUGCAAGAAGUAACCCAAGAACGUGACGAUCUCCACAAAGAGGUCACUGAACUCAGGAAGGAUCGAGAGGAGAAGGAAUCAGAGAAUAAAGAGCUCCAUGUUGCUGUGCAGACUCAGACUGCAGAACUGCGUCGUAAUCUGGCCAAUCUUCAGGAUGAGCUGAAGGAGGCCCUCGCUAGGCAGAAGGAAGCAGAGGCUAAGGAACUCACUGCACGACAGGAUAGUCAAACUCAAGCCAAAUUAGCAGAGGAGAUGCAAGAUAAGUAUGAAAGGGAAUUCCUCUUACAUGCUGCUGAUAUGAAACAGCUUGUCACUGUCAAAGAACAACUCGCCAGUCACAACAGUAAAAUGGCAGAGGUAGAGGAAGUUGCUAAGAAGUUGCAAACAUCACUCGAUUCAUCAGAGACAUCGUGGAAGGAGCAACUUCGUAUUCAGAAGGCCGAGGUAGAGCAGCUCGCACAGAGAAACAAAGAGCUUGAGAAUCAGAACCAGAUGUUGCAUCAACAGCUAGAAGCAUUGAGUAAUAGGAUGUUAAAGCAGUCAUCACAUGCCAAGGACUUUGCAAACACCAGUAUUUCUCUCCGAGAAGAAGACAAAUCGGCAGAACAGCUUCUGGAUGUUAUCAAGUUCUUGAGGCGCGAGAAGGAGUUGGCGGAGAGCCGGUUCGAGCUGGCCCAGACGGAGACCCUGAGGCUCAAGCACAAGAGUGAGCAUCUUCAGAACCAGCUGGAGCAAGCGCAGAAGAGCCUGUCUGGAGAACGGGAGAGAGCCCAGGUUCUUGUUCAGUCAUCAGCCCAACACCAAGAUUUAAUGAAGAAAGUCCAGAGUUUAAAUGUUGUCACAGAUAGCAACAGACUUCUGAGGGAGGAGAAGGAGAGGUUGGAACAGCAGUUACAGCAGCUGAAGGCGAAGGUGAGUGAGCUCGAGGCGGCUAUCAUCCCUCGCCAGGAACAGACCCGUACCAUCACAGCGCAGAGGGAUGCCCUGGCUGCCGAGAAGGUCGCCCUGUCUAACGAGGUGAACCGCUGGAAGCAGCGAACCAACCAGCUCAUCGAGAAGUCCAACAGGACAGACCCUGAGGAAUACAAGAAACUCUUGGCUGAGCGGGAUCAGAAUAAGAAGCUGAUAUCUGAGAAGACCGAGGAGAUCAUGAGACACAAAGCUGAUGUGUCCAGGCUGAAGUCUGAAUUAGGACAACAAAAGACGGAGAUAAGCAGGCUACAUAUGACUGUCAACUCAACGAAAAAUGAAAAAUCUGUAGUAGAAAACAGCUUAAAGGCUGAGAUUGCUUCAGUCAAGGCCAGCUUUGCUGCUAAACAGGAUGAACUGGUCAAUAAGGACAAGACCAUUAAUCAAGUGAAGAAGAUUGGCCGCCGAUACAAAGCUCAGUACGAGGAGGUUAAGCUUCAAUUUGACAAACUCCAAGAGGAGGUUGAUAAGGAGAAGACCGCGACGCCACAGCCUGACCCCGAGACAGAAGCAAAGGUCAAAUCAUUAGAAGAGGAAGUCACAAAGCUCAAGGAGCAAAACACUCAGUUGAAAUCGGCAGAAGAUUCAGCAAAGGCACUCCAAUCUCAGCUGACAGAGAAAGAGGAACAAAUCGAGAAGUCCAAGAAACUCAUGCAGAAUGUCAGACAGAAAAUCAACAACCUAAGUGCUGAUAAGGAGAAGCUGACCGCUGAGAACAAUAAGUUCAAGAAUCAGAUCGAUGAGAUGAGAGGGGAGAUUUCAGCGUUCAAUGGUCUAAUGAAUCAGCAGGAGCGCAGCCAAGCCACUCAGAAAUCAGAGUAUGAAUCACGCAUCCAAGAACUACAGAGGGAACUCGAGGAUAGUCGUCAAACACUGCAACGAGCCCUUGAAGAGCAGCAGCACCAGGAGCAAGUGAGAGAGAUCCAGCCGCUGAUCGACCAGUCAGAUCAAACAUUACUCAGUCAACCUGGGACAUCAGGAACGUCAGACAGGCAGAGUACCUCCAGGGAGGAAGCCCCGCCCACCGCCAACAUCCGACCAAUGGCAUCGCCUGCCUCCUCCGUAGGUCAGUCCAAGGGCACAUCCUCCCAGAGCACUGCCAAGGUAACGGCCAGCAUCCGCCCCAUCGCCGUGACCAGGAUGCAGACGGGUGUGACCUUUAUCACCACCACCAUGGCCACGCCCACUACCAUGGUGACACCCAUGGCAACGGUCAUGCCGCAGACCAUAGAGGCACCCGUGUCAGACCAAGGAUCAGAACAAGAAGAUUCCAAUGACCAACCAUUCCAGCAGGACACGGCUACGGUAGCCCCCUUAGCCCCUGCCACGCCCAUCCAGGCGGUCCAACCCACCCAGCAGACCCCACCCACUGCACAGACCCCGCCUUCUCAGCAGACUCCGCCCAUGGCUGCUGCAGAACGUCGUACCACGGACCAGCAGGAUCCCCAAGGUCAAGAGACCCACAGGGACGAUGAUACAGGGCCUUCAGGCGGUCAGACCGGUGGGUCAUCCUCGUCACCGGGCAGUGCUGCAGCCAAGAGACCAAGGGAUGAUCCAACGGACGGGGAUACAACCACAACAGAUAGGGAAGGACAGCCUCCCAACGAGAAGAGGCAGAGAGUGGCCCCUCAGCCGCAAGUGAGCAGGGAUGAGCCUGAGGAGAAAGAGGACGAAAAAGAGAAGAAACCCGAGCAGACGGAAACAACAGCAACAGAGACGACCACGACCACCACUACCCCUAACAUUCCAGCACAACAAGUAGAGACGGAGGCCGCUCAGGAGGUCGAAGCCGAGACACAGUUUGAGGUCGAGACGGCUGCAAAUCAGGAAGUUGAGCCGUCCCAAUCGGCACCAGAGACAAGGGUUCUUGAGGUUUCACCAACCGAGCAGCAAGCCACCCAAGAGAGGCAGGAUGAGGAGACGGGGGAAAGCAAGUCGGAUGAUGUGGUCAUCGUUGUGGACAGCGAUGAGGAUACCGGUGGAGUAGACUCCAACCAAGACCAGGCUGAUCAAGAAGGGGACAAUGCCGAUGCUGAUCUUGAGGGAGAGGAGGAAGUUGAAGAGGAGGUCGAUGAUGACGACGACGAGGAGGAAUUCGAAGGUGAUAUCGGAGAGGAGGAUGGCGAGGAGGAUGAUGCCUUUGAAGAAGCUGCGGGAGAGGAUGUAGAUGUGGAAUAUGAGGAUGAAGAAGGGGAAGAGGAGAUGGAUGACGAUGAAGAGGAAGAGGAAGAAGAAAUGGAAGAUACUGGAGAGGAUAAUGGAGAGAACAUGGAAGAUGAUAUAGUCGAGAUUAUUGAUGACGAUGACCAGGGAGCAGAAGUCGCUUCGGAGAUGGACACCCACAGCUCGGACCAGCAGAGUGAGGCCCCGCAGCCCAUGGAAGCCCAACAGAUACCAAGGGUGCCCCCACCCCAGCUGAGGGUGGUGCCCCCGGACCCCACACCGACGAGCAGCAGUCAAGAGCAGACCUCAUCCACUCAUGCCCCACUCCUGCAGCGUCAUGGUAUGAGGACAGAAAGACUUGGAUCUCAGGGAAGAUUGCCACCCUUCUCAUUGCUUCCAUCUGGUGGGGGAACUCCCUUCGAAGACGUCAACGAUGAUGGCCAAGUCCCCAGUACUCCAACUCUGUUUGUACCACACAGAGGAAAUGAUGGAUUCGCGGAAGCUAUCAACUCCCCUUUGCUACCAGUCCGAUUCCAGUUUGAGGGUGACAGUAGAUCACCUGCCCCUGGGCUAGCCCAACUUGCCACACAAGGAGAUCUCGGUAUGGACGAUACUCGCAUCAAUCUAAUGGUCGGAGAAGAUGAAGCCAGCGGGAGAAGCGUUCCUACCACACCACUACAGACAACAGCUCCAGUUCUGCCAUGGGAUCGACCUUCACAAAUGACUUUAUUAGCAUCUGGUACCAGCCCCUCGGAAGGAUUAGAAGGAUGGCAAUCCGUGCCUGCUACACGAACGAGCAUCACACCGCCCCCUAGUGGUAAAGAUGAGCCAGACACUGAGCCGGACAAGCCUAAACCAGGUGUCGACCAAGCAGGUACAGGGGGAGGACAGCCAGAGAGUGGAACAGCCAGUGAAGACAAACCAGGUCCAAGCAGUGGUGAUGCUACAGCCACAGAGACUGCACGAUCAGAGCCUUCCAGUACAACCAGCACAGAGGGUGACGUACGACCCAAGCCCACGCCCAUAGUCUGGAGCAAUAGUCCCUCCCAAUCUUCAUCACAGUCCCAAUCGGGCCUUAGCCUAGAGCAGAGGCCAAGGAACGUGGCCCACAGGGGCAACAGGGGACGAGGGAGAAUGCUCAAUCGGAAUGUAGCAUAUAGAGGGCGUGGCAAUAGAGGUGGGCCAAGGACGCAAUGGAAGUAAAACGUUUGAAAUCUAACAGUAACUGAGAAAGACUGAUAUUGUGCUUCAAUCCAACACUUGUUGUGUGGGAAUACUACAGCCAGAGUAUACCCUGUGUUAUAUAACCUUGGACAAUGGACACUUGGCAUGAUGUGUCUUUGGUUAACUGAGAGCUAUUUGGGUAAAAGAGAGAGGUUUUUGUUUCAGAUUGAUGCAAAAAUAUGAGAAUGUAGAGGUUUUAAACCAGUAUAUCGCCCAGGGUGAGGGGGUAGGGGGCUCCUUAAACAAGCCUGAAGUGACACUGGACUUACUGUGCAACUUGAUUCUGCAGAUGUAACUUGUACUUACAGUAUAUCUUUUUAUUUUCAUAAAUCAUUAGUUCAAAUUGAGAUGUAGAGAAACUGGUGAAAUGAUAUUUUGGAUUUAUAUUUUUUUUCUACAAAUUUAGGUUGAGAAUGGAUUAAGAACAGCUGCAAGAUGUGGUUUAUUACUAGUGUUCAAUAGCAUUUUCAGAAACCAAUUAUUUCCAUAAAAAAAAAUGCCAGGGUUAUUAUUAGAUGUGUAAUUACAGCCAGUGUUUUGACCCCGCAGCUUCUUACAGUUUUCAUAAGCUUGGUACCAACAGAUGCACAAGAUUUGAAAGAAAAAUCUUGUUGAAGUGGCUGGUUGCAUGGAAAUCAAACAUUUCCUGCAGGGGUGAAUAUAGGGGGAGGGAUUUCCUGCAGGGGUGAAUAUAGGGGGAGGGAGUCAUCAACUUGACUCCUCAUCGUAAUUGGUGUAGGGUCAAUUGAAUUAUUGCAAUAUGAGCCAGUUUUGAUAUAUAUAAGCCAUUAGUGUCCCCAUAUGUUCUAUGGUUAAAUACUGAGGCGAUAAUGCCUACUCAUUGAAGUUCAAGAGUCUUCUCAUAAUGCCAUGCAUCCAUAUUUAGGGAGUAUUGCAAGAAAACAUUUAUGAUCAAUUGCAAAUAUUCUGUUGCAUUUUUGCAACUGAUAGAUCAACGUUAGUUAUACCAAAUCAGAUUAAACUCCUUGUUUCAUGGAGCAGAUUAGCAGUCAAUCACUAAUUUACAAUUAAUUGCAAGACAUAUUGAUUUAGGAACCAAAGAUAGACUUGCAAUGGAUCGUAAGUUUCUCGCAACACCCCCAGAACACAAUUUGUUCCCUCCCCCUUUGGGUGUCCCGAUGUGGCUCUUUUAUAUUCGUGUCAUUUGUAAGUUUGCCAGAUCUUCAAACCAGACAAGACUCUCACUUCUGCGAUCUGGAAGAAUAAUGUAAAGAGUUACAGAAUGAAUAUCAAUAAAUUCAUUGGUACAUGUAUAUUUUCUUUGUCAUGAAUAUUGAAUAAUGAAGAUGAAGCCGCGCAAUCAAUGAAGUGUUGACUAAAGUUCGUGAUCAUUCUGGAGUGAUAUGUAUUUGUUUCAUUUCUGCUUAUACUUUGUCUAUGCUUAAGUAUAUACAAAUCAUUGUUGUAAAUUUAAUAAAUUCAUGCAUGGAGUAAAUUU
Messenger RNA from Lytechinus variegatus (green sea urchin), 8896 nucleotides. RefSeq names its product nucleoprotein TPR-like (gene tpr). Gene Ontology annotation, cellular component: nuclear pore. NCBI's taxonomy places the organism in Eukaryota, Metazoa, Echinodermata, Echinoidea, Temnopleuroida, Toxopneustidae. Bases 31 to 7416 code for a protein of 2461 amino acids. Gene Ontology annotation, molecular function: structural constituent of nuclear pore. The transcript is spliced from 61 exons. Gene Ontology annotation, biological process: protein import into nucleus; mRNA export from nucleus. The record is from RefSeq and is a predicted model, not a curated record.